CUCCCUUCUCAGGUUAGUGUCUGAGCAGAACAGUGUGACCCAAACAGGAGUCUGUGUGGAAUCUGUGCGCAUCUUUUGUGAGGGGCCGAGUGAGACAAAUGUGAUGAGAUAGAAAGGGCAUGGGGACUGUGACACCAGUGGGCUGCCCAGGACCCAAGCUCCAGAGAAGCGUCCGUCAUGGUCCGCAUAAAGGUAGGUCUCUUGGCUUGACUCCCAGUUCUCAUGACCCCGGGGUGGCCAGGACACUUCCUGUCCCCAGUCCUCUGCCUCCAUCAUGGUACCAGCCAUACCUCGUGUGUCCUUCUGGCCCAUAGCUCCUGAGCACCUUCACACUGUUCAUCCCCAACUAUGUCCAAAUCCAGCACAGAGGAAAGACCACAGACACCUGAAUGACAGGCCUAGGGACCAGUGUUGAGGUGCCUCUUGCCCCUGGUACAGGGCACAAAGAGCUAGACCAUCUGCCUGGGCUCUCUGGGGUCAGCAGGGACCCGUGGGCUCCAGAAGUCCCCAGACCCCAGGUGCUUUCAGGUUGGAUGAGGCCCUGAACCAGACUCUGUGCAAGGCAGGGCCCAGGCUGCACAGAGCUUCUGAGGACACAUGCCCUGUCUCCACCACGUGGGUCAAAACCUACCUGGCGAAGGGCUCUGGGCAAAUCUCUAACACCUCUGAAGUCAAGAUCAGUCUAGAUGCCCAUUAUAAAGAACUUAGAGAUGACAGUGAAAUAAAUACCUGUCACUGUCCCCAGCCAUGUUUGUGUAGGCUGCAGGGCCAAGUCAGCAAACAUAGCAUGUCCGGGAGCCUCCCCAUGAAAGCUCUGGGGACUCCCCCAGGAAGAUCGCCCACUGCCCAGCUCCUUCCUGUCCCCCUGGUGGCCCCUGGCUCCUUCCUUCUGGACAGGGGCCCAAGCCUUAGGAGCAUAUAAGGGGCAGAUGAAGGACACCCGGCACAAGUCUCCAGGACAGACUCUCCUAGUCAGUCAGAGCCUUGGACUCGAGACCAGAAGUCAUGCUGCUACUGCUGACUCUUGCUCUCCUGGGGAGCACUAGCAGCCUGCCAAGGAAGUUCUAUGGAUCUACGUGCGGCACCUACUUCUGUACCACCUCAUCCAGUGGCGAUGACCUGAAGGGGCUUCGGAUAUCCAGAAAUGCUGUGGGCCGGCUUUUAAACAUCCAGGCAAAAUAUGGGAACUGCUGGGGUCCCAUGUACGGUGUUCGAGGUGGGAACAGCCUACAGUUCGAGCUGUGGUCUGAUGAAUUCAUCACCUCCAUCCAAGGCUCGAGCCUAGUGAAUGUGCGGAAUGUGAUUGUGACGACCGACGAGGGACGUAAUUACUGGUUUGGGAAGACCGUCGGAGAGGAGUUUUCUGACUUCCCCUACAAAAGAGGCCAGGUGCUCAAGGGCAUCUGUGGCUUUUAUGACCUCGCUGGCAUAAAGAACCUUGGCUUUGAGUGGGGUGAUCCCCAAGUGAACUCAACCAAUACACAAUGUUACAACCAAUAACCAAACUGAAGACGCUCCUCCCGGGCCCUGUGCAGAUCACCUGGCCACCCAGCUGAGGCUGUCGGGUGGAGGUGUUGCCGGGACUGGGGUAACUGGGUUGGCUCUUUGCGUCUGAUUCCUCCAAUAAAUAAACCU
Messenger RNA from Castor canadensis (American beaver), 1635 nucleotides. It is a transcript of the gene Zg16b, whose product is annotated as zymogen granule protein 16B. The record is from RefSeq and is a predicted model, not a curated record. Lineage: Eukaryota; Metazoa; Chordata; Mammalia; Rodentia; Castoridae.